AUGACGAAGGGUACCUCCAGCUUCGGCAAGCGCCACAACAAGACUCACACUCUGUGCCGCCGUUGUGGCCGCCGCUCCUACCACAUCCAGAAGUCGACUUGCUCGAACUGCGGAUACCCCGCUGCUAAGACUCGCAAGUUCAACUGGAGCGAGAAGGCCAAGCGACGCAAGACCACCGGUACCGGCAGAAUGUCCCACCUCCGUGAAGUCCACCGCCGCUUCAAGAACGGCUUCCAGGUCGGCACUCCCAAGGGCGCCCGUGGCCCUGAGAACCACUAA
Aspergillus calidoustus is the source of this 279-nucleotide messenger RNA. Lineage: Eukaryota; Fungi; Ascomycota; Eurotiomycetes; Eurotiales; Aspergillaceae. The record is from the annotation of a GenBank genome assembly.